Messenger RNA from Epinephelus moara (kelp grouper), 1324 nucleotides. Its product is annotated as ATP-binding cassette sub-family C member 5-like. Gene Ontology annotation, molecular function: ATPase-coupled transmembrane transporter activity; ATP binding. The transcript is spliced from 3 exons. Lineage: Eukaryota; Metazoa; Chordata; Actinopteri; Perciformes; Serranidae. Gene Ontology annotation, cellular component: membrane. Gene Ontology annotation, biological process: transmembrane transport. Bases 433 to 1173 code for a protein of 246 amino acids. The record is from RefSeq and is a predicted model, not a curated record.
CCAUAGUGUGCACUAUGAUCUGUCACCACAGUGUGCACUAUUAUCUGUCACCAUAGUGUGCACUAUGACCUGUCACCAUAGUGUGCUCUCGGACCUGUCACAAUAGUGUGCACUAUUACCUGUCACAAUAGUGCACACUAGGGCACACACAUCAAACAUCUGUUGACAGGUGACACUUAUGUAUCUCCGUUCCCUCAGAUCGGCGAGCGGGGUGCCAACCUGAGCGGUGGGCAGCGCCAGCGAAUCAGCUUGGCUCGCGCCCUCUACAGUGACCGGGACCUCUACAUCCUGGACGACCCGCUGAGUGCCCUCGACGCCCACGUGGCCAACCACAUCUUCCACAGCGCCAUCAGGAAGCAGCUUCGCCACAAGACCGUCAUCUUCGUCACCCACCAACUGCAGUACCUGGUGGACUGUGAUGAUGUCAUCCUGAUGAGGGAGGGGAGUAUAGUGGAGCAGGGUAACCAUGACAACCUGAUGAAACUGAACAGAGACUACGCUGCCAUGUUUAAUCACUUCCAGCUGGGAGACCCUCCGUACAUCGAAGCUCCUGCCAGGAAGUCCAGCGGUUCUCAGAAGAAACGUGCUGACAGUAAACAGGGAUCAGUGAAGAAGAAUGCUGCAGUCAUUAAGGAGAACGGGGAGGAGCAGCAGUGUGGGGGCGUGGCCUGGCCCGUGUUCCGGCACUACAUGGUGGCCUGUGGUGGCUCCACCUCCUGCCUGCUGAUCCUUGUUCUGUUCGUUCUCAACGUGGGAAGCUCCACCUUCUGCCAGUGGUGGCUCAGCUACUGGAUCAACCAGGGCAGUGGGGUGAGACUCGUCCUCCCCUUCAUCACCUCCCCUUCAUCAUGUCCUAUUCACCUCCUCUUCGUCACCUCCUCUUUACCAUCAUCGCCUCCUUCCUCUCCUCUUCCUCUCUCUCCUCCUCCUGCUCCUCCUCCUCUCGUGUCUUCUCUGUCCCUGCUCCUCCAGAACACCACGGUAACCCGGGGCAACAGCUCGAUGGUGAGCGUCAGCAUGAAGGACAAUCCCAUGAUGCAACACUACGCAGCUGUCUACGCCUCCUCCAUGGGAGUCAUGCUACUCCUCAAACUCUUCAGAGGCAUCGUCUUCGUCAAGGUCAGGACGUCACAUUCACCUGUGACCUCACUGAUGUGUGACACUGACGUGUGACCUCAUUGACCUGUGACCUCACUGACCUGUGACACUGACGUGUGACCUCAUUGACCUGUGACCUCAUUGACCUGUGACCUCACUGACCUGUGACGUCCACUUAGACUCAAGUAUGAACUGAUAAGAAUUUAGAGGUCAGAGGUCACUGUGA